ACGUGACCAGGAGUCGACGUGUGCAGAAGUCCUUAUAGUCCAGGGCCUGUUUCCCUGUAGCAGCUCCCUAUUGCUGGAGGAGAAAAGUGCCCCGGAUCCUUUGAGGACUCUUGGUCUUUUGGGAGCGACCCAAAUCGAGUGAGGGAAGAGGGAGGAAAAUCCCCUGGAUCCCUGCAGGGUUAAUUUAUUCAAAAAGGAAAUAAGAGAAAAAUACUCAACAUGCAAAAGUCUUGUGAAGAAAAUGAAGGAAAAGCACAGAACAUGCCAAAGGCUGAGGAAGACCGCCCUAUGGAAGCUGUACCACAGGAGGCAGAAAGAAAUCCUCAACCGUCUGAAGAAGGUGAAAGCCAGGAAGCAGAAGGAAACCUUAGAGGAGGGCUGACUCAGCCUGGUCAGGGAUAUAAAGAGGACACUCCGGUUAGGCAUUUGGACCCAGAAGAAAUGAUAAGAGGAGUAGAUGAGUUGGAAAGGCUUAGGGAAGAGAUAAGAAGAGUAAGAAAUAAGUUUGUGAUGAUGCAUUGGAAACAAAGACAUUCACGCAGCCGUCCUUAUCCUGUGUGCUUUAGGCCUUGAAUUCUUUUUUUUUUGGUCUGAUGUUAAAAUCUGGCCCCUGCUUUCUUUCUGUUAGCAUUUUCUGAUGUAUCUUUGACUAUUGUUUUAUUUUUAAUCAUGUGGUGGAGUUUUGUUGUACGUAGUGUCCUUAUUACCAGCAUCUGGAUUUUGUAUUUUGACACAUUCUCCAGGUCUGUUUUUCAAUUGGGAAGUUUCACACAUAUGCAUGAAAAUAUGUUCAUUCCAUAUUGUAAAGUAAAACAUAACAGGUUACAGCAUAUUUAGUAUCAGCUCACAUAUGUAGGAGAAAAUCUCAAAUUGUGUGUGUGUGUGUGUGCGUGUGUAUACAUACAUAUAUCAAAAAUUUAACUGCUUAUUUCUGUGUGGUGUGAGUUUUUUUCUUUUUGCUUAUAUGUAUUUUUUAAUGAACACGUCACACAUACAAAAAGAAUUAAAGUUUUUUUUUUAUAAUUAAGAGUCAAUCAAAUAAUUUGCAACCAGCUUAUAAGGGCAAUGGGGGGACCUAAAUUCUUGAUGAAAGAACUAUUAAAAAAAAUGUAAACCUCAAAUUACUUCUGGAUCUCUUAGCCAGAGGAAUAAAACUGGCAGUUAUUACAGAUA
This is a messenger RNA of Lagenorhynchus albirostris (white-beaked dolphin), 1173 nucleotides long. It is a transcript of the gene TCEAL8, whose product is annotated as transcription elongation factor A like 8. Bases 220 to 573 code for a protein of 117 amino acids. NCBI's taxonomy places the organism in Eukaryota, Metazoa, Chordata, Mammalia, Artiodactyla, Delphinidae. The transcript has 3 exons. The record is from RefSeq and is a predicted model, not a curated record.